Castor canadensis (American beaver) is the source of this 3891-nucleotide messenger RNA. It is a transcript of the gene Pcnx4, whose product is annotated as pecanex 4. The record is from RefSeq and is a predicted model, not a curated record. Lineage: Eukaryota; Metazoa; Chordata; Mammalia; Rodentia; Castoridae. Gene Ontology annotation, cellular component: membrane.
GGCUGCAGCUUUUCUCUGCUUCCGCGUCCCGGCGGGGGCGCCCGACUCAGUUUACCGAGAAAAAUGCAUUCUCCGGGAUGCCUUCGCGUCUCGUCUUCCCUCGGGUGACUCGAGAGACUGCUGAUUCUGAAAAGGGAUGUGACUUUCAGAAUAAUCCAGAAUGAGAAGCAUGAGUCCAAAUGUCCCUCUGCUGAAUGAUUACAAGCAGAACUUCCUUCUAAAGCGCUUUCCACAGACUAUUCUUGGAGGCCCACGACUCAGAUUAGGCUACUAUGCCCCUCCUUAUAUAUAUGUCAAUCAAAUUAUCCUUUUUCUGAUACCAUGGGUUUGGGGUGGAAUAGGAACACUCUUGUACCAGUUAGAUGUCCUGAAAGAUUAUUACACAGCAGCUCUUUCAGGUGGACUAAUGCUGUUCACUGCAUUUGUUAUCCAGUUCACAAGUUUAUAUGCCAAAAUCAAGUCGGCAACAGUAGAAAGAAUGCUAACCACAGAUAUUUUAGCAGAAGAAGAUGAGCAUGAAUUUACAAGUUGUGCUGGUGCUGAGACUGUCAAGUUUCUAAUUCCUGGCAAGAAAUAUAUAACCAACACAGUUUUUCAUUCUGUUCUUGCUGGCCUGCUGUGUGGUCUUGGAACAUGGUAUUUGCUUCCAAAUAGAAUAACCUUGCUGUAUGGCAGUACUGGAGGCGCUGCUCUGCUCUUUGUUUUUGGAUGGAUAACACUAUGUAUAGGAGAAUAUUCAUUAAUUGUAAACACAGCUAUAGAGACUGCAACUUUCCAAACCCAGGAUACUUACGAAAUCACUCCUCUCAUGAGACCUCUUUAUAUUUUUUUCUUUGUUUCUGUGGAUCUUGCACACAGAUUUGUUGUAAAUAUUCCAGCUCUAGAACAAAUGAAUCAGAUCUUACACAUCUUGUUUGUAUUUUUGCCCUUUUUGUGGGCACUUGGGACUCUGCCCCCGCCUGAUGCCUUUUUCUUUUGGGCAAUGGAGCAAGUUUUAGGGUUUGGUCUUGGAGGUUCAUCUAUGUCAACUCACCUACGGUUAUUAGUAAUGUUUAUCAUCUCUGCUGGAACAGCUAUAACAUCAUAUUUCAUUCCCAGCACUGUUGGUGUGGUUCUUUUCAUGACUGGACUUGGGUUCUUACUGAGUCUUAACUUAAGUGACUUGAGUUUUGUCUUCAAACACAGUGGAGUAGGAACCAACUCAAAGGCUUCACCCAGUGAUUCAGAAAAAUGGUUUAUGUGGAAGCAUUGCCUUUUUUAUGUCAUUAUAUUAGUCUUUGCUCUCUUAGAAACUAGUUUGCUACAUCACUUUGCUGGUUUCUCACAGAUUUCCAAAAACAGUUCCCAGGCUAUUGUUGGCUAUCUUUUGAUGACACUACUUAUAACACUGUGGAUACUUAGAGAAAUUCAAAGCGUCUAUAUCUUUGGAAUCUUCCGAAAUCCUUUCUAUCCAAAGGAUGUACAAACAACUGUGACUAUAUUCUUAGAGAAGCAAACAAACCUUCUCAAGAUUGGUGUUGUCAGACGAAUUUUGCUGACUCUAGUAUCACCUUUUGCUAUGAUAGCAUUUCUUUCAUUGGAUAGUUCCUUACAAGGGCUCCAUUCUGUGUCUGUCUCCAUUGGAUUCACAAGAGCUUUUAGAAUGGUAUGGCAGAAUACAGAAAAUGCUUUAUUGGAGAUAGUCAUUGUAUCAGUGAUGCACUUAUUGAUCUCUAGUACUGACUCAUGGUGGAACAGAAGCUUGAAUACAGGAAUAAGACUCUUAUUGGUUGGUAUCAUGCGUGAUCGUCUGAUUCAGUUUAUCUCCAAAUUGCAAUUUGCUGUUACUGUACUUUUGGCAUCAUGGACAGAAAAAAAACAUCGAAAAUCAACUGCCAUUUUAUGUAUACUCAACAUUAUCUUCUCUCCAUUCGUGUUGGUCAUCAUUGGUUUUUCUACACUACUUUCCUCUCCCCUACUCCCUCUCUUCACCCUUCCUGUGUUCUUGGUGGGGUUUCCCCGACCUAUUCAGAGUUGGCCAGGAGCAGUGGGCACUACAGCUUGUGUGUGUGCAGAUACGGUAUACUACCACCAGAUGGUCCCCAGCUUGACUGCUGCGUUGCAGACUGCAAUGGCAGCUGGAAGUUUAGGGCUUCUCUUACCUGGGUCUCAUUACUUGGGCCGUUUUCAGGAUCGUUUAAUAUGGAUAGUGAUUCUAGAAUGUGGCUACACUUACUGCUGUGUUAACAUCAAGGGGUUAGAAUUGCAAGAAACAUCCUGUCACACUGCUGAAGCCCGAAGAGUUGAUGAAGUGUUUGAAGGUGCUUUUGGGCAAGAAGAAGACACACAAGUCUGUUCCCUUAAUGAACACUUUGGAAAUGUCCUGACACCCUGUACUCUUUUGCCUGUGAAACUAUAUUCUGAUGCCAGGAGUAUCCUAUCUGGAAUAAUUGAUUGUCAUGAAAACUUAAAAGAAUUUAAAGAUGACCUUGUUAAAGUGCUUGUGUGGAUACUUAUUCAGUACUCCUCCAAAAGGCCGAGCAUGCAGGAGAAUAUUCACGAAACUGAAAGUAAAGGAGAAACACCUCAAAUAAUCUUGCCUGCUUUGAACACUUCACCUCAUCCCAAAUCUACAGAAGACACAGAUAGUUUAAAUUCAGAAACUCUUGAUGACUGGUCUGAUAACAUUUUUGAUGAUGAGCCAAACAUCAAAAAAGGAAAAGAUCAGCUCAAAGAUUGGCCAGCUACAAAUUUGCCUAUUCCAGGAUCAGUACCCUCACAGAGAGUUGAUGAUCAUUCUACAGGCUCAGAUCCUGAGUGUGAUCUUUUCAAAACCAUUUUGUUGGGAUACCCUGCUAUUGACAAAGGCAAACAAAUAGACAUGGCAUAUAUCCCUCUCAUGGAGUUCAGUUGUUCCCAUUCUCAUUUAUUGAGCUUACCUGAAGAGUGGAGGCCUAACUGUAUGCCUAAUUCUAAAAUGAAGGAGAUGAGCUCGUUAUUUCCAGAAGACUGGUACCAGUUUGUUUUAAGGCAGUUGGAAUGCUUCCACUCACAAGAAAAGGCCUCAAGUAUACUGGAAGACAUUGCAAAGGACAAAGUUUUAAAAGACUUAUAUGUUCGUACAGUGAUGACUUGUUAUUUUAGUUUAUUUGGAAUAGACAAUAUGGCCCCUAGUCCUGGUCAUAUAUUAAGAGUUUACAGUGGUGUUUUACCCUGGUCUAGUGCCUUGGAUUGGCUCACAGAAAAACCAAAGCUGUUCCAACUAGCUCUGAAAGCAUUCAGGUAUACACUAAAACUAAUGAUUGAUAAAGCAAGUUUAGGUCCCAUAGAAGACUUUAAAGAACUGACUACCUGCCUUGAAGAAUAUGAAAAUGACUGGUACAUUGGUUUAGUAUCUGAUGAAAAGUGGAAGGAAGCAGUUUUACAAGAAAAGCCAUACUUGUUUUCUCUGGGAUAUGAGCCUAAUAUGGGAGUUUACACAGGGAGGGUACUCUCCCUCCAAGAACUGCUGGUCCAGGUUGGGAAGUUGAAUGCAGAAGCUGUGAGAGGCCAGUGGGCCAAUCUUUCAUGGGAAUUGCUUUAUGCUACUAACGACGACGAGGAGCGCUACAGCAUACAAGCUCAGCCACUGCUUUUAAGAAACCUGACGGUGCAAGCAGCAGAUCCUCCCCUGGGAUAUCCAAUAUUUUCAUCAAAACCCCUCCCUGUACAUUUGUGUUAGAGCUCCUGUCCUAAGUAACAAUGUAAUUUCUUAAGGUUUUCUUGCUGCCCUAAAGAGGCUUGAGAAAAGCUUAGCUCCAUAAAACCUGAUUCUCAUCUCCAUUUUAGUGGUCAAAGAACCAAUAAGAACAACAACUUCAUUAUCUAAUAUAAAAGUUAGAAUUAUCUGGCCAAUAUUUGUGCUCUGUGGAU